Messenger RNA from Fraxinus pennsylvanica, 1803 nucleotides. The record is from the annotation of a GenBank genome assembly. NCBI's taxonomy places the organism in Eukaryota, Viridiplantae, Streptophyta, Magnoliopsida, Lamiales, Oleaceae.
AUGGCGUCAAUGGCGAUUCUAACGAAAUCAAGGAGCAUAAUCAAAACCCAAAAGUAUUCCAAAUCCAUAUCCACCUUCCGACACCUCUUUCAGGAAGCACAGCUGGCGGAGCAACCACUGCCGCAAGCCACCACUCCUCUGCCACCUAACCCGGCCACUGGCAGCCCAUUAUACAAUGAGAACUGGAGGAACCCAUUUCCACCUUCUUCGUCUCCCGCUCUUGUCCCCCUUGGCCUUGGCUUCCUUAACCAGUCCUCCGCCGCGCGCAUCCAAUCCCUUUCCCUAACGCUUGAUUCUCAGAGCCUGAUGAAUCAGUUUGCUGACUGGAUGACUUCGCAGAGGUGGGCUGAUAUGAAGCAAUUGUUUGAAUUCUGGAUUAGGGCAUUGGACAAGAAUGGAAAGCCUAAUAAGCCGAAUGUCGAUUUGUAUAAUCACUAUUUGAGGGCCAACUUGAUGAUUGGGGCAUCGGCCGGGGAGUUAUUGGACCUUGUUUCACAAAUGGACGAUUACGGUAUCAUGCCCAACACUGCCUCGUUUAACUUGGUCUUAAAAGCUAUGCACAAGGCAAAUGAAACACUUGCUGCGGAGAAAUUGAUCGAAAGGAUGAUACAGACAGGAAAAGAAUUUAAGGAAUCUUUACCUGAUGAUGAGUCAUUUGACUUGGUUAUAGGCAUGCUGCUUGUAACAAACCAGAUUGAUACUGCCCUGAAAUAUAUAGAUCUGACCCUAAAGGCAGGUUAUAUGUUGUCAAUGAAUACAUUCACGAAGUGCGUCCAAAGCUGUGUUCAGAAUGUGAGGCUUGAUACGUUGGUAUCGAUUAUAGAGAGAUGCAAGAAAAUGGAUCAAAACAAAUCCUUAUGUCCACCUUGGGCCGCAUGCAAUUAUAUUGCAGAUGUUGCGAUGCAAGCGGAUAACAGUGAAUUAACUUACUAUGCCCUUGAGUUUAUGGCAAAGUGGAUUGCUCGGGGGGAGAGUGCAAGGCCUCCUGUUCUACUCUCUGUUGGUGAAGGGUUAGUUGUCUCUGCCCUUGGCACUGCAGGUAGGACUUAUAAUUCUAAACUUCUGGAUGGAUCAUGGGCAAUUCUUAAGCGAUCAUUGCGCCAGAAGAAGGUCCCAAAUCCUGAAUCAUACCUUGGCAAGCUAUAUGCUCAUGCUAGCUUGGGGAACUUGCAGAAGGCUUUUGGUACUCUGCACGAACUUGAGACAGCUUAUGGAAACUCUACGGAAGAAUCAACCGAAGAUCUGUUCUCUCCAUUCACCUCUUUGAAUCCUUUAGUUGUGGCAUGCUGCAAAAAGGGUUUUGAAACGCUGGAUUCAGUUUAUUACCAGCUGGAAAGUUUGAGCCAAGCUGAUCCUCCUUACAAGUCUGUUGCUGCCCUGAACUGUGUAAUUCUUGGUUGUGCAAAUAUAUGGGAUGUUGAUCGGGCUUAUCAGACAUUUAGUGCAAUUGCUGCUACAUUUGGAUUAACUCCUAAUAUCCAUUCAUACAAUGCUUUGAUAUGUGCCUUUGGGAGGCUUAGCAAGACGGAUGAAGCUGUGAAAGUAUAUGAGCACUUUGUGAGCUCAGGCAUAAAACCAAAUGCAACAACAUAUUCUCUGCUUGUCAAUGCUCAUCUCAUCCAACGAGAUCCUAAAGCUGCUAUUUCUGUGAUUGAUGACAUGAUAAGUGCAGGAUAUGAACCUUCAAAGGAAAUCCUAAAAAAGGUCCGAAGGCGAUGUAUUCGAGAGAUGGACUAUGAAGCUGAUGAUCGGUACAGAGUACGCAUGAUAGUAUGUGUAACUUCUGUACGUUCGCUUCACUGA